This is a messenger RNA of Closterium sp. NIES-65, 3000 nucleotides long. The record is from the annotation of a GenBank genome assembly. Lineage: Eukaryota; Viridiplantae; Streptophyta; Zygnematophyceae; Desmidiales; Closteriaceae.
AUGCUGCGCGUACUCCGAGUCAUGCGCCGUUCAAACCACUCUCGCCGUCACCUCACCCGCUGCUCUCCGUGUUGCGUAGCUCGUUGCUUCCGUCUCGUCCUCGUCGCAGCAUGCCUCGCUGCAUGCAGCGCGCAGCGCGGAGCGGCGCGGCCAGGGUCGAUCCUGGCGGGGUUCGAGUACCCGGAGCAUGUGUGCGGGGUGGCGUGGCGCGACGAGUACGUGCAGCUGCACGCGCGCAUCAGAGCCGCCAGCCGCGACGCGUGGCGCGCGCGACAGCCACCAGAUGCUCCAUCUCCGGCGCCUUCGCCUUCGCCUUCGCCAGCGCCAGCGCCCGCCGCAUCACACGAAUCGCCGCCGCUUGCCUCCGCGCCGCCGCCACAGCCCGCCGCCACGUCGCGCAGGCGCCUGGCGGACCACUACCCCCCCGACAUCGACAAGCCCGCGGAGCCUGCAGCAGCGGACGACUCCGCAGCACCUGACGCGCCGCCGGCAGUGCGGUUUCUGACGUACGACUGGUACGGCACGUGCGGGGGAAUCGGUGACUACCUCAUCGGGCUCGUCUCCAUCUUCCCCGCCGCGCUGCUCGACCGCCGCGCGCUGCUCGUGGCGCAGCCCUGCAUGCACGCCGCGUUCCGCUCGCCACACAUCGACACCGCGCUCUCCCCCGACGUGCCCAUGGGCGGCCACCCGCUGCUGCGCGCCACGCCCCUGGACGCCCUCAGCAGCGCGGACGCCAUCGCUAGCGCCAGCGCUGGCGACAGCGACGGUGAGGGCGAGGGCGGCGAGAACGGUCCCCGGGUGGAGUGGCACGCGCCGCCGUGCGAGCGGCUGGAGGGGAACCUGAGCGCUGACGUGGCGGACAGCAGUGCAGUGCCGUGCUUCAACAUGGUGGGGCAGACGUUUGCGAUUGGGGACCUGCAGCGGCACAGCAGGCUGAGCAACUACCGCAUGCGGUACAACCACGGGCUGCUCAUCUCCACUCUGCUGCUGGACGACGGGCCCUGGGCUGCCGCGCUGAGGCGGCUGGGGUUCAAAAUCGCGUACGGGUUCGGAUGCAUCCUCAGAUUCCUCUUCAGUCCGCGGCCUGAGGUGUGGCAGCUGGUGGCGGGGAUGGAGGAGCACGUGUGGGGCGAGGGCGUGGUGCGCGUGGCAGUGCACCUGCGCGUGCCGGACCAGACCGUGUGGCACUUUGAGGGCGCACCCCUGGACACGUCACAGCAGCAGCUGGAGGAGCUGCUGGCCGAGGCCAACAGCACGCUGCAGUGCGCUCAGACAGUGGAGGAUUUCUGGUAUCCGCCGCCCCUGCAGGUGAAGUGGAUUCUCAUCACCAACUCGCAUCCGCUCAAGCAAGUGCUCAAAGCCAAGUACCCACAUAAGGUGGUAGCGACAGACUUCAUCCCAUGGCACUCGGAUCGAGCCACGGAGCACGAGAACACAGACCUCACCUCGCCGGAGGAGCGUGAGGCGGCGCUGCGAGGCCUGCAGCACUUCCGCGAGACGGUGGCGGAGUGGGCGCUCGUGGCGUCGUGCCACACCUUCAUCAUCCCCGCCUCGGGCUUCUCCCGCACGGCGGCCCUCUAUGCCCUGCGCCCGCUCGACAUGCAUGCGGGCAUGUGGGUCUCUGGGCAUGUGGGCAUCGUGCGCAUGCCCAUUGUUGCCCUGUGGCCCGCCAUGGGCUGCUGGGCCGCGUCGGGCACGUGGGACAUGUGGGGCAAGGGGGCACGUGCGGUGUUGGCUGCUCAUACACGCGCCAUGGACGCCAGCAUUCGUCUCCCGCCGCUAGCGAACAUCCUCCGCCUAAUCGAUCGCACCUAUUCGCCCCCGUGCAUCGACCUGCACGGGCUCUCCGCCGACUCUCUCUCCGCGCGCGUGGCGAGCUUCCCCGUUGCGCUCAUUACGGGCCGCGAGCCCCUCGAGAGCGCCGUGCCCAAGGUGCAGAAGCUCGCAGAGGUUUGCCGCGGUUUGGCGGAGGCGGAAGCGAGUGGCGCGGGGGGGAGCGGCGGAGCGGAGCGGAAGCUGCAAGUGGUGGUGCUGGUCCAAUCAGACGUGGAGGAGAAAGAGGUGCAGCAGUCGCUCUUAAAGCUCGCGGCGAAAGAGAGGCUCCCAAACGGCCCCACGGGUCCCGCGAUUCCAUCGCAGCCGCCGUGGAUCGCGGUGCCGUGCGUGCCGUCAGAUGUCGAGUCGCUCGAAGGAGUUCUUACCGAGGCCGCGCAGACGCUCUCCGUGGCGCUCGAUAUAGUCACGUCGUCGGCGGACGGGCUCGCGUUGUUCGACAGCACGGGCCGCCCGUUAUUAAGGCGCGGCGCGGAGGUUCUAGAAGCGUACGGCAGCGACGCGUGGCCGUUCACUCCGGCGCGAAUCGCGGAGCUGGAGGCGGCGAAAGCCGAUCGCGACGCGAAGGAGCAGCAGCUCGGCGCGCUUCUCGCGACGAACGAUCGCGAUUGGCUGCUACGAGGCGGCGGCGGUGUAGGUGGCGGUGGCGGCGAGUCAGGAGAGCCGUUGGAUGCGGAGCUGGCUAAGGAACGAAUCGCGGAUAGCCUGGCGGGGAAGCGCGUGGUGGGGCUUUAUUUCGGCGCGGCUUGGUGCCCCCCGUGCGAGCCGUUGCUGCAGCGACUGACGUCCGCGUAUCACGGGAUCAGCGAGAAACACGGGAAGCACGCUCUGGAGGUGGUUUAUGUCUCGUGUGACACUAACGAGCGGGAGUUUCUCGAAUCGGUGAAAGGGGUGCCGUGGCUGGCCGUGCCGUUCGCGGAUAAGGCGACCAGAGACGCGCUAGUAGAAAGGUUUUCGUCCAAAGCCAUCCCCUCUAUAGUGUUCCUCGAUAACUCCGCAGCAGCUACCGCAGCAGAGGCAGCAGCGGAGGGUGCAUGGAACGAGGCGAUGUUGAGGCACCCAACACCGACCAUCACGAGGGAUGGACGCGAUGUGAUCAUGGAAGUGGGCGCGGAGGGGUUUCCGUUCUCAGCUGAGCAUGUGGAACGGGCCAGAGCUGCUAAGUAG